Trametes versicolor FP-101664 SS1 is the source of this 1632-nucleotide messenger RNA. RefSeq lists its product as uncharacterized. The record is from RefSeq and is a predicted model, not a curated record. The transcript has 2 exons. The coding region runs from base 80 to 1498 and encodes 472 amino acids. NCBI's taxonomy places the organism in Eukaryota, Fungi, Basidiomycota, Agaricomycetes, Polyporales, Polyporaceae.
UCGACUCCGUCCGCACUCAUCGCGCCACCUAUGUUCCGCACAUUCUACCAGGACAGCGCACUGGCCUAAUUUUCUUGUCAUGUCUACCUCUCUUCUCGCUGAUCCUCGCGUCUUGACCAGGAUUGGCGAACACCUCGGCCGCGCUGACCUUUGUUCCCUGCUUCUGGUCAACAAGCUCACCAACACGACUCUCACACCAACGCUCUACUCCGACAUAGACCUCGUUGAGUGUUCGGCGACGUUGAAAUGUGUCAAAACACUUGCGGCCGCCCCCGGAACACGCGCAUUCAGUCGAGACCUCCCCGCGCUCGUGAACGCCUUUGUCCUCCACGUCCCGGCGGACGACCUACCCUGGGAUGCCGACUCGAAAUUAUUUGGAACGACCAUGCUGACCUGCAUCUUCCGCAUGGUCAACCUCCGCAAAUUUGCGUCCCCGAUUCCGCUCCCCUUCGCGCCCACCAUCCUGUCCAUGGUCGUCUCCGGCUCGCGGCCCAAGCUCCAGUCCAUCCAGCUCGUCGUCCCCAAGGCGAAAGGCUCCCAGCUCGCGCGUGUCCGCCCGACCACUGACCACUCCAAGCUCCCCCUACUGCGCACCUUCAAGCUCGACGUGUGGCAGCCCUUCGACCCGACCCUUGCCCGCGGCAUCCAGAGCCUGCUGCGCCUGCGCGCGAACACGCUCCGCGCGCUCUCCCUCACGACGUCGCUCGCCACCUCCGGGAGCCCGAACAUCGUGGGCCCGCUUCUCCCCUCGGACGUGGCGUUCACCGCGCUAGAGGAGCUCGAGAUCGAGCUGACCGCGCUCUCGCACCCCUCGCUGCAGCACACCGCCGCGAUCCGGGCGCUCAGCAUCCCCGGCAGCCUCAUGGACGAGGACGAGAUCGACUUACACGACCGGCUGCACCACGCGUUCCCGGUGCUCGAGUCGCUCGCGGCCCCGAACUCGAUCGUGUCCGAGUUCUUCCCGGAGGACACCCGGCAUCGGAGGCCGAUCCACACGCUGCGCCUCAAUGGGGCGUCGUACGGGAUGGGCAGCCUCGACUAUGCGGGCGACGAGAGCGAGUGGUACGACCUGGAGGAGAUCCUGCCUCUGUUGCGCUAUUCGGCUGUUCCAAUCAGAGACUUGAGCUUCGCGGUAGUGGACCUCCCGCUCGAGGACCUGCCGCUGGUCGUGCCGCACCUGGUCACGUUGCACCGGCUUGUCGUCGUGUUCUCGGACGACUUCGAGGCGGACGCUGCGGAUUACCUCUCGGAGCUGGGACAGGUGUUGAUUGCGCACUUGCCGGAAUUGCACACGUUCCUUAUGUCGGACAUGCCCGUCCGGGUCCAGCACGAGGAUAACGGGUUCGAGCAUGCGCAGGACCUUCCGCUUCAGAGGAAGAUACUGGCGGAAUGGGAGAGCUAUUCGUCGGCUCUGCGUAAGGUCGCGUUCACGUCGGAGUUUGGGUGGGAGAAGAAGGGUGAUCAGUGGUUCCCAGCGUCCCCGGCGAGCUUCGUAUAAUGGUCGUGCUAUCUGUUUUGUGCUUUGUAGAGAAUGUUAAUGUUGCAAGGAUUUGGAUCUCUUCUGUGUACGCCGCGCUUCCGGCUGGUAUUCCUUAAUUGUAAGGGUAUUUGAUGGUAUCGGACGAUACAAAU